This is a messenger RNA of Anopheles cruzii, 4156 nucleotides long. RefSeq names its product hamartin (gene Tsc1). The record is from RefSeq and is a predicted model, not a curated record. Gene Ontology annotation, biological process: negative regulation of cell population proliferation; regulation of cell cycle; negative regulation of TOR signaling. NCBI's taxonomy places the organism in Eukaryota, Metazoa, Arthropoda, Insecta, Diptera, Culicidae. Bases 29 to 4048 code for a protein of 1339 amino acids. The transcript has 5 exons. Gene Ontology annotation, cellular component: TSC1-TSC2 complex.
UCUGCACAAAGCUGAAGCAAAGACCACGAUGGACGUGGGCAAGCUGUUCGAUGACCUCGAGUCGAACAACCUGGAACGGGUCGAUGAGGUGAAACGAAAGUUUCAGGAGAUAUUUACCUCCACAAAAGAAUCAUGGCUGGCGUACAACAUGAUGGAGUACUUUGGCCAAACGUCUUCGGUACGAAUAGUAGACAUUUUGGUGAAGGUUCAGCAGCCGCACGAUAAAUACAUUUUCGACAAACUCUCGGAGUGGAUUCGCAGUGGAGGCACGAAGGUACUCGGACUUACCCUGUUUGGACACAUCAUUCAGAAGCGUCCGCUAUGGCUAUACAAAGUCGGCAACCAUCAGUUGGUAAAAGACGUAUUGAAGCUAUCGAAGCUGGAAAAGGACAUUACGUCCCUGAUCAACGCGGUACUCUGCAUUAUCGAUUUGCUGCCGGUCAUACCACUGGCAAUGGGCAGCUUCGUGCAGGAUCUUUUCGACGUGUUUAACUAUCUUGCCACAUGGAAACAGAAUGAAGCUCAGCUACCCGAAUAUCAGUUGAUUCACCUACAGUUCGGUUUGUACGAGCUGUUCACCCGGUUGUACGGCAUGUAUCCGUGCAAUUUUGUUGCCUUUUUGAAGCAAGAGUACGCAUCAGGUGGACGGCAGGCCGUGUUUCAGCACACGAUAAAACCCCUGCUCGAUACCGUAAAAAUUCAUCCACGGUUGGUGCUCUCCGAUCGAGAUAGUGAAACGAGUCAACAACGCUGGAAAAACAUGGAACCACACGAUGUGGUAAACGAGUGUUCGCGGAUGUCGCUGGAGACUCAAGAUCCGCAGCCGCUCGAUUCGCACUCGCAGUUGAUGGUAUCCGGUGGUAGUAAUAGCGAGUGUCCAUGUUACAUGACACCGAUCAAACCGUACGAAUACACGGCGGGCGGCGCACUUGAGUUCCCUUGGAAGGCGAACGUGAACUUCUUCAAUACGCUGUCGCUUGAUCAGCAACUGUGUACGAUCGCGGCACAAAACUCUUUCUGGUCGCCAAACAACAAUCUUAUGCAACCAACACCACCGCCAACCAGCACCAUGCCGCACACCUCAAUACCGACACCAAACUAUACGAUCCCCCAGCAUCCGGCACCGUUGCCACCGGCGGCGGAUGGUGCAUCGCCACCUGAAGCGGCAGUAGAAGCCACACCCGAAACGACUCCAAUGAAGGACCUUAAACUGGCCCCAAGCCGCGCCUAUCCGACGACAGUAAAGCCCCUUACGGCCCGUGCCAUCUGGACUCCGUCGCAGCCUGCGUCGCCAGUAAAGAAGGACCCGGCCGGUCAAUCACAUUUCAAUUACGAUUUUCCUCUCACGGUUGUUACUUCGAAGAAGUUACUGCGGGUAGUGAACGAUCGCAAUCAGUCGAUACUGCAGCUUUCAAAUACAAAUACCACGGCUACAGGGGCCACCACGGCGACCACCACGGCAACUUCGACUACUAGCAACAGUGUCCCGUCUAGCCCACUGCCCAUCGAUCAGCCACUGCAGCUACAGCAGCUCGCUGCGACACCUCACAUCAAUCGCAAUGAGUCGCCCAUGGUACCAAUAGUCGGUGCGGGUGGCCCACGUACUAACGAUCUUAGCCAAGAGGAUCAGGAAGUGAACGACAUCAACGCCCCGCACAUGCAUCACUCUCAGUCCCUCCCGGUCGGUACGGCCGUACCCAUACGCGAUUUGUGCGGAGAUGACGAUCAUGAGCAGGGCGAAGGUUCGCCCUGUUCGGCUGGAGGAUUGCACUUUAAGAACUCCCAGUCGGUCAUCAACUAUACGCGCCGGCGAUUGCACAGUCACUGUUUGGUUGACUCGGACCCUUACUACAGCACCGGGACCUCUCCCGCCGACACUAGUGGCAAUUUUAUGCGGAACGGGUCCACCUUGGCCACCCAGCUAGUUGCAGUUACAUCAACUUCGCCAUGUAGCGUGUUUGCUGGCGAUGGUGAUAACGGCACCGUCCAGCACCAGGUUCCGGUUCAAGUCUGCCAGCCGCAGCAGCACCAACAAUUUAACCACUACCACCAUCAGUGUCAGCAUCAGAUCCAUCUGCACCAACAGCAUAAUUACCAUCAUCACCAUCACCAUCAUCAUCAUCAUGGUGUGUAUCAACAGGGACAGCGACGCCACUCGCUGCCAGACUUGAAACAUUACACGCUAAAGGUGGAACCAAAGUUGCUGCUAGGUUUGAUCGCCAAGCAGCGCCAAUCAACUUUUGUCAGCGGCCGUGAUCAGUCAAAUGCCGAAGCGAAUGGCGGCGGUGGCCCAGGAAUAGCGGGCUCCUCGACGGACGGUAGCAAUGCCGACAGUAGCCCCUCGGAGGAGGAAGCUAUUUCGGCGGCGACUCAUUUUCACCGAAAGCAAGAGCAACGAUCCAACGAGGAACAAGUGGCACGCAAUCGGCAUCUCUUUCAGCAGCUCCGGUCCAAUCUGGUACCCGUUACGGCGACCAAUUUUUACCAUCAUCACCAUCCGCCCUCCGUGCUUCGUCACCAAACAGCUUCACAGUUUCAAGGUUCAACAUCGGUGGGGGUCUCACGCCUUGCUGCCCGCACAACGGAUUAUGGUGGCGAUCGCCAGGAAAUAACUGCGUAUGGUGCAAGCAACCAACAAGAAAGGACUUCCACGGCAACACAGACGGUGAUUAGUUGGCCGCAACCGUACGAACAGAUAUUCUACGGUAUACUGCAGGAAGAGUUGCGCUUCAAGAACAACGCGUCCCAGCAGCAGAGCGAUCAGCAAACGCAGCGAUACGGCGGUCGAAUGGACCCUUACGUGCUGCUCGAUCAGUACAUUGAAAUGUGUGCCAAAAAGCGUGCCACACUAGCCGAGAGUGCCGCAGCCGGCGGGGGUCGUUUGCCUGAAUCGUACUAUCAGGAUCACAUUCGAUUGCUUCAUCUGCAGCUGCAGUACGAGCGGCAUCGUCGCGAAAUACACGCCGAGCGAAAUCGACGACUGCUAGGUAAGAGCCGCAAAAUUCGCGCUCUCGAGCAAAAUAACGAGGCCCUCAAGGAUCAGGUGGCCCGGUUAACGACGGAGAUCGCUAAAUUGAACGCAGAGCUCAGUGCGGUCCGGCGAAAGACGAACCUCGAGCUGCAGGAUACGUCGCGUAAGUGUGUGCGCUGGAAGGAGUCACUGUACAUGGAGCAGGAACGUGGCAAGGAACUGACGCUGAAGAUUGAAGCUCUGCAAGUGGCGAUCGAUGACGAAACGCGCCAGCGGCGUGACGUUGGCGCGCAUCUCGAGCAGGCGCAGGGCGACCUGUUCGAUUUGCGGAGCGAAUUGCGACAGGCACUCGGGAAAGCCGACCUUGGGCAGCAGUAUCGCGAUGAGCUAACACGGCUGCAAUCGGAGCUCAUCAUGAUGGGUGAGGUGCAGCUCCGAACUAAAGAAAAGCUAUCCGAGUUAGAUCGAUUGCGUGCCCGGGAAGCGGAGAUAACGCUUAUGAAAGCAAACUACCACGAGGAGUGGAAAGAACUGAAGUUUGCACUGCAGCAAAAGUCGGCCCAGCUCGACACAGCCAAAGAGCGACAAGCAGAAUUGGAGCAACAGCUUAUAAAGCGCGAAGAAACGAUCACCCACCAGAAGCGUACGCUGAAAACGGUCAAAGAAGAAUACCAGGAAAAGUUUAAAGCAUUGGAGAACAAGUACGAAUCACAAAAAGCGAUCAUUAUUCGAAUGGAGGACAGCAUUGAGGAGCUGCGGGGGAACAACUGUGCGGCGAAAUCACCGGAUUCCGAUCGAACUGAUGCUGUCGGUUCGCUAGACCACACCUCACCGCUAUCGAUUUCUUUGGCCUCCAGCGAGGGUUUGUCGGAAAUCCGUAACCUCUCGGCUCUGGUUGCUCCGAACUCGGCAGGUCUUGGAGCUCAGAUGAGUGGUGGGAAUGUACUGUCCAGCAUGGUUAACAGCACUGUCAGCAGCACAGAUAAUCAUGACUUGAACCACCCGAUACCGAUGACUAGCGGCCAUGCCGUCGGUGGCAGCGGCCCGCCAGGAGGUAACUUAAGGCCGGAUCCAUAACAUUGUCCUGAAACACAGGUUCGCCGAGGACUUUGGUUUUGUUUGAGAUAAACAUCGGCGGCGACAGAGUAAGUUUUUACCGUGACGGUUUGUUGGUUGUCUCUCGUC